Messenger RNA from Microthlaspi erraticum, 450 nucleotides. NCBI's taxonomy places the organism in Eukaryota, Viridiplantae, Streptophyta, Magnoliopsida, Brassicales, Brassicaceae. The record is from the annotation of a GenBank genome assembly.
AUGGCACCUCCAGCUGAUGAUCCCAGCACCAGACUGCAAAGUCAACUCGGCGCAGAUGGAAACCCCAUCGUCCAUCCCGUCGAAGUCGACGCGACCAACGGUCACGUCAACCCUCCGCCGCCACCGGUUCCUGACGUAGAAGCUCCCGUCACGACCGCCGCGUUAACCGCCGCCAUGCAAGGCUUUGCUGCUCAAAUUGCCGCCGAGAUGCAAGCUCAGCAGCAAAAGUACAACGACAAGAUCGACUCCCUCCACGUCACCAGCGACGGACGAACAGCGACAAGACAAGUGGCCAAGCUGCGCCGCAACCUCGACGCAAUCAACUCCAAAGUGCACAGCGCUACCAGCUCGACACCCGACAAUACCGGAAUCCUUACCGAGACGCAAAAGAUUGGUGACAGCAAAACCGUCACCUCCAUCUCGUCGUUGGCAGAAACGCCACCUCCAUAA